Molecule: messenger RNA, 1957 nt
Organism: Erythranthe guttata (spotted monkey flower)
Lineage: Eukaryota; Viridiplantae; Streptophyta; Magnoliopsida; Lamiales; Phrymaceae
Source: RefSeq, a predicted model, not a curated record
CUUACAAUAAUAAACUAAGAAAAAAAUCCCAUUAAGCAAAAAAAAAAAAUCUUCUGGUUUUCUCCGUCUUCUUCCAAAGGUUUCUCCAGCCAUGAAACCCCUCUCCAAAAUCACCAAAACCCAUCACGUACUACUUAUUUUCUUGGCGAUUUUCGCAAUUUCCGCGAAGGUACAAGCAUUUAAAGCACCGUUUCGCGCCAAGGACGUACUGCCGCUGCUUCCGCGGCAAGUUUCAUGGCCUAUUAUGAAGACUCUCAACAACGCGGCGGACCUCAUGCCGUCUUUCGUCGGAGCGGCCACCGCCGAGAACAAUUCGAUUCUGCAGUGGAAGGGCGCGUGCUUCUACAACAACACUGCUUGGUUGGAGUUUCACAAUAACAGCGGGACUGAAUUUGGGGGUGGUACUCUUCAUAUCCAGGUUAGCAAAGCACACAGUUGGACAUGUAUGGAUAUUUACGUAUUUGCCACCCCGUUUCGCGUAACAUGGGAUUACUACAUCCUCUCUCGAGAACACACCAUCGAAUUCAAAGAAUGGGAAUCCGAAGCCGAACUCGAAUAUGUGAAAAACAGAGGGGUUUCGGUUUUUCUCAUGCAAGCAGGAAUGUUGGGAACACUUCAAGCAUUAUGGGAGGUGUUCCCUUUAUUUACGAAUACGGGCUGGGGCGAAAAUUCGAAUAUCGCGUUCUUGAAAAAGCACAUGGGCGCUUCGUUUGAGGAAAGACCUCAGCCGUGGGUAACUAAUAUUACCGCUGACCAAAUCCACUCUGGCGAUUUUAUUGCAUUGUCGAAAAUACGAGGUAGAUGGGGUGGUUUCGAGACAUUGGAAAAGUGGGUGACUGGAGCUUAUGCAGGCCAUACAGCUGUAUGCUUGAGGGAUGACAAAGGGAAUCUUUGGGUUGCAGAAUCGGGACAUGAAAACGAGCAGGGAGAAGAUGUAAUUGCAAUUUUACCAUGGGACGAGUGGUGGGAAUUCGAGCUGACAAAAGACGACUCGAAUCCGCACAUAGCGUUACUUCCUCUGCACCCUGAUAUUCGAGCCAAGUUCAACGAAACCGCUGCAUGGGAAUACGCGAAAAGCAUGGAGGGAAAACCCUACGGUUAUCAUAACUUAAUAUUUAGCUGGAUCGACACCAUUGAUGGAAAUUAUCCGGAACCUCUUGAUGCUCAUUUGGUUGCUUCUGUAAUGACGGUUUGGACUCAGAUGCAGCCCGCGUACGCGGGUAACAUGUGGAACGAAGCACUGAAUAAACGGCUCGGAACCCAGAACUUUAGUCUUUCUCAAGUCCUAGUCGAAGUGGAGAAACGGGGAUCAUCUUUUGGUGCAUUAUUGGCUGCUCCGGAACAAGAUAAUUGGGUUUAUGCCGACGGAAAAUCAGCCUCGUGUGUCGUUUUCGUCUUCGAAAUGUAUAAAGAGGCUGGAUUGUUCGGUAAACUUGGUUCUUCUAUUCAGGCCUCUGAAUUCACAAUAAAAGAUGCUUACUCUCUCAAGUUCUUUGAGAACAAUGUGAAAGCCACCGCCGGCGACACUCACCUCGGCGGCGAAGACUUUGACCACCGCCUGGUCAACCACUUCGUCUCCGAAUUCCGGCGAAAGAACAAAAGGGACAUAAGCGGGAACGCCAGAGCUCUAAGGAGACUCAGAACCGCCUGCGAAAGAGCGAAAAGAACCCUCUCCUCCACCACGCAAACGACAGUCGAAGUCGAUUCGUUAUUCGAAGGUAUCGAUUUCUACGCCACCAUUACUAGAGCGAGAUUCGAAGAACUAUGUAUGGACAUGUUCGUGAGGUGUAUGGAGCCCGUCGAAAAGUGCUUACGGGAUAAGAAAAUCCAUAAAUCUACGGUGCACGAGGUGGUUCUCGUCGGCGGCUCCACCCGAAUCCCGAAAGUCCAGCAGCUGCUGCAAGACUGCUUCAAUGGUGGUGCCAUGGUGGUCUACGGGAUGAGUGGAUGACAACUC